GGCAGGCACGGUACCCCCGGGGCUGACGGAGGACCAGCUUUGGCGGGCGAAGUACAUCUACGACUCGGCUUUCCACCCUGACACGGGCGAGAAGAUGCUCCUGGUGGGACGCAUGUCUGCCCAGGUCCCCAUGAACAUGACCAUCACUGGUUGCAUGUUGACCUUCUACAGGACCACGCCGGCCGUGCUGUUCUGGCAGUGGGUCAACCAGUCCUUCAACGCCAUUGUCAACUACACCAACCGCAGUGGGGAUGCACCCAUCACCCCCAGCCAGCUGGGGACAGCCUACGUGAGCGCAACCACAGGAGCAGUUGUCACAGCGCUGGGUCUCAAAUCCCUCACCAAGCACUUGCCAGCCAUCAUCGGCCGGUACGUGCCUUUCGCAGCCGUGGCUGCUGCCAACUGCAUCAACAUCCCGCUGAUGAGGCAGAGAGAGCUCAAGCUGGGGAUCCCCGUCACGGAUGAGAAUGGGAACCGCCUGGGUGAGUCCACGGCCGCAGCCCAGAAGGCCAUUUUCCAAGUGGUGGUGUCCCGCAUCGNNNCCUCUGCCCCAGCCAUCCCCCCGGUGAUUAUGAACGCACUGGAGAAGAGAGCUUUCCUGAAGCGGUACCCGUACCUGAACGCUCCCCUGCAGGUCGGCCUGGUGGGACUCUGCUUGGUGUUCGCGACCCCACUGUGCUGCGCGCUUUUCCCGCAGAAAAGCUCAAUGCCCGUGAGCCGCCUGGAGCCUGAAGUCCGAGCUCGGAUCCGGGAGAAAGACCCACACCUGGAGACUGUCUACUUCAACAAAGGGCUCUGA
Messenger RNA from Cariama cristata (Red-legged seriema), 799 nucleotides. RefSeq names its product sideroflexin-1-like. Gene Ontology annotation, cellular component: mitochondrial inner membrane. The record is from RefSeq and is a predicted model, not a curated record. Gene Ontology annotation, biological process: monoatomic ion transport; serine import into mitochondrion. Gene Ontology annotation, molecular function: monoatomic ion transmembrane transporter activity. The transcript is spliced from 9 exons. Lineage: Eukaryota; Metazoa; Chordata; Aves; Cariamiformes; Cariamidae. The annotation marks the transcript as partial.